AUGGACGAGGUGGUGCACAAGCUGGAGCUGCGCGGGCAGCAGCCGACGCCGCUGGCCGACCAGGUCAAGACGCAGCCGUCUUUACUGGAGAACGCGACGCUGCACGACUACCAGUUGGUAGGCCUCCGGUGGCUGCUGCGCAAGCAUGAGCAGGGGCUGAACCCCAUUCUGGGGGACGAAAUGGGACUGGGCAAGACGCUGCAGGUUAUUUCGUUCAUCGCAGCGCUGGAAGCUGCUUAUCGAGGCCAGAAGAAGCCUCGAGGAAGUCGGUACCUGGUUGUCGCACCGCUGAGUGUACUGCCCAACUGGAUGGAGCAGUUCGAGCAGUUCGCGCCCAGCAUCUCCACGGUCAUGUACAUCGGUCCGGCAAAGGACCGUGAGGCGACGCAGAAGGUCAUCGCGGCCAGUCCACAGGACCAACCGCUGGUGGUUGUGACGUCGUACGAGAUGUUGCUACAUGACCAUGAAUUCUACAGCAAGACGGAGUGGGAGGUGAUGAUCAUGGACGAGGGCCACAGACUCAAGAACCCGAAAGGCCAACUCCACGGGAUCGUCUCGACUAGACUGCGGUCCAAGCACAUGGUGAUCUUGACGGGCACGCCGAUCCAGAAUGACCUGGAAGAGCUUUUCGCAUUGCUGUCGAUACUGAACCCGGGCGUGUUCAACGACCAAGCGCUGUUCGAGUCGACGUUCAGAAACUACUUUUCGGCGAAAGCGCAGCGUUUGGAUGAGGGUCAGCGCGCGAAAUCCAAGCGGCUGAGCAAAGCGGAGGAGCUGAUGCGUAGACUAUUAGCACCGCUGUUGCUGCUGCGGACGGUUCAAGACGUGCAGGGCGCAUUUACAUUGCCACCAUUGUCCGAAAUGGUGGUUCAUACGCCGAUGUCGUCAAUGCAGCGAGCAUACUACAAGGAGGUUAUCGCCAAGAAUGCAUACGUCCUGAAUGGUGCCGCGAAAGCUCAUGGCAGCAGGGUCCCGCUGCUGAACAUUCUUCCCCAACUGCGGAAAGCGUGCAACCACCCGUACCUGUUUCCGGGCGCUGAACCUGAACCGUUUGAAGAAGGCAGUCACUUGUAUGAAAACAGUGGCAAACUCUUUGUUCUGCAUCAGAUCCUGCCGCGUCUGAAAAAGGAAGGUCACCGGGUGCUGCUUUUCAGUCAGUCUCCACCCUUUCUGGACAUCAUUCAAGACUUUCUUACGCUCGAGAGUUUUGCGUACGAGCGCAUCGAUGGAUCUGUGCGUGGGAAAGAGCGUUGGCAAAGCAUUGAGCGCUUUCGCAAGGAUCCUGAAACUUUCGUCUUCCUUAUCUCGACAAGGGCUGGCGGUCUCGGAUUGAAUUUGCAAAGCGCAGAUACGGUUAUUUUCGCGGAUUCGGAUUACAACCCGCAGACCGAUCUUCAGGCAGUAGCACGAGCUUAUCGCCUGGGACAGACAAAGCCUAUUCACGUGAUCAAGUUCUUAUGCGCGAAUACGGUUGAAGAGAGCAUUUACCGACGCUCUCUCAAGAAAAUGCGCAUGGCUGACCGCAUCCGCAACCUUGCACGAAGAACUGAUGGUGACGGCGAUGAAAACGACGAUGAUAGUGGGAAGAGCUUGCUUGAUAUGAUUCAGUUUGGUUUGCAUCGCCUCAUGGAAGAAGCUGCUGGUCAGGACGAAGAUGCGCUGAUGAAGCCUUUGGAGGAGGAAUAUAUCCAACACAUUUUGACUCGAAGAACCGAUCACGUAUCUGAGGCGGGCGCUGAUUCCGAUGACAAAAUGGUGCCGACGCUAAAGAGUGACAAGCUGCUGGAGUCGGGUGGGGAUUUUCGAGAGGAAAACAUGUAUUACUUCGAGGGAGAAGACUACACGAAAGUCAUGAACACUAAGGCGAAAGAUGCUGAGUUGCUCCAGAAGCUAUGCGCCGAGGCAGCAAAUACUACGAAGCGUAAAACAUUAACGGCUCGUAAAAGAUAUGAACAAGAUGAUGAUGAAGAAGAAGACGAAGUGGACGAAGAGCUAAGUGCUGCGGAUGAAGCGGAGCAAGCUCGAAAGCGAGAGGAGCGGCGUCAAAAAGCGUUGGAACGAAAGCUUGCUCAAUGGAAGGCCAACAAUUCGGGUCGACUGCUGUACAAGUCUGGGGAUGCCAGCCAACCGCCUAUCAAUUCUCUACGUUUGAGGCCGUACAUCAUUGUUCACUGCGUGGACAACAGUGGUGUGUGGUGCUCUCGUGGGUUCUUUCGCAGCCUGUCAACACUAUCACCCUCGAUACAAAACCAAUAUGAGGAGGCAGGACGCAACGGAGAUCUCAAGCUUGGCAGUGCGCAUUUGAUUCGAUUACCACCCCAAGCUACCAAUCAGCUACCCAUUGAGGGAUAUGUCUGCCUGCUGGUUGUACAGGGCUUCGUCGCGAAGAAGAAACAGCGCGUGGGAAAUGGCCAGCUCGUUCGUCAGGGAAAGUCUUCGACGUUCCGCCUGAAUGCGCUUGAGACUGCGCUGCAGGCGCUAGCGCAUCGUGCAUUGGAGCUAGACGCCACCGUUCAUCUACCCCGAAUCGGAUAUGGUACCCCAAACUUCAAUUGGUAUGCUGUUGAACGCUUGAUAGCUCGCAAUCUUCGGGAUGUGGGAGUUAAGGCAACCAUCUACUAUUAUUCUGGUAGGCAACGGACUUAG
Molecule: messenger RNA, 2646 nt
Organism: Phytophthora sojae
Lineage: Eukaryota; Oomycota; Peronosporomycetes; Peronosporales; Peronosporaceae
Exons: 3
Coding region: 1-2646 (881 amino acids)
Biological process (GO): DNA repair; chromatin remodeling
Molecular function (GO): ATP-dependent chromatin remodeler activity; DNA helicase activity; ATP binding
Source: RefSeq, a predicted model, not a curated record